UCUUUAAAGAGAUAAGUUUGUGGAAAACAACGUAAAUGGUAGGAAAAGCUAAGACGACAAUUUUUACAAUUAUAGAAAUCUACAUCUUAUUUUUUCGACAAAAUACUUUUGCAUCAACCCUCCAUUUAUGCUAUAUAUGAUUUUGAAAAAUGAGUUUUAUAAGCGAAUUAUCCCAGUCCAAAGAAUAUUUGAGCUUCAGAAGCAGUGUACCUCUAAAAGUUAUAGUUGUGGAUAAUAAUGAUAAAAAGGGAUGGAAAGUUUUUGAUUGUGGACCAAAAUCUAUAAAAUGUCCUCUUGUGUGUGUACCCCCUGUGUCAGGAUCCGCUGAUAUCUAUUUCAAACAAGCGUUGAGUUUAUCAGCUAAGGGAAUAAGAGUUAUAUCUGUUGAAGCACCUGUCUACUGGAAUGUGAGAGAUUGGUGUGAAGGUUUUAGAAAACUUUUGGAUCAUUUAGGUGUUGAAAAGGUUCAUAUUUUUGGUGCCUCCUUAGGUGGUUAUUUAGCACAGAAAUUUGCCGAGUAUGCACAUCUCAAUCAAAGAGUGGCAUCACUGAUUUUAUGCAAUACAUUCAAUGAUACCUCAAUUUUCAAUUCCCACGAAUCGGCUGCUUUAUAUUGGCUAUUACCAGCCCUGGUACUUAAAAGACUGAUUAUUGGCAAUUUCAAACCUAAUAAGGUAGAUUGCAGCAUUAUGGAAGCUGCAGAGUUCAUGGCAGAAAAGUUGGAAAGCUUAAGCCAAAUAGAAUUAGCAAGUCGACUAACAUUGAACUGUUUGAAAGGAUACGUAGAAGCUCAUAAACUUAGAGACAUUCCAGUAACAAUAAUAGAUGUUUUCGAUGAGUAUGCUUUAUCAGGUGCUGUUAGGGAAGAACUUUACAAGUGUUACCCAGAAGCUAAAAUUGCAAACAUGAAAUCUGGGGGUAAUUUUCCAUACCUGAGUCGUUGCCAAGAAGUUAAUUUGUAUAUUCAGAUUCAUUUGAGACAAUUUGACGAUAAUGAUCUUUCACCCUCUAACAUGCCUUUAUUGAACAGAUGCUGACUAUUUAUGUGUAUGAAGAUUUUUUGUUACGAUUUAUUCAUUUACAGAAUAAAGAAAACGAAUAUAUAUUUAUAUAUUGCAUUUGCAUCAAUAUGUUCUUGAAUUGAUGUUUGUAAUAAUUUUAAUCAAGUUCUUUGACCUUUUGUCAUAAAUAAAUAAGUAUGUUAA
Messenger RNA from Coccinella septempunctata (seven-spotted ladybird), 1205 nucleotides. Its product is annotated as maspardin-like. The transcript has 5 exons. The record is from RefSeq and is a predicted model, not a curated record. Bases 150 to 1037 code for a protein of 295 amino acids. NCBI's taxonomy places the organism in Eukaryota, Metazoa, Arthropoda, Insecta, Coleoptera, Coccinellidae.